AUGCCAGCCGCCGAUGAGUUGCCUUCUGAAAAGAAGCACACCAGCAGUUCAUAUCGAGAUGAGCUCGCGCACUACAAAGCCCAAUAUGAGCAGCUAGAGUCGGAGCUUGCGGACUUCCAACUAUCCAGCCGGGAGCUGGAGACCGAACUGGAGAAGGAUAUUGAAGCUUCUGAAAAGCGUGAGCGUCAGUUAAAAGAGAAAGUGGAUACCCAACGGUAUGAGGUAGAGGAGUGGAAGACCAAGUACAAACAGUCUAAAUCCGAAGCCAACACUGCCCAAAACAAUUUACAAAAAGAGAUCACUGCUCUCCGCGAUACAAGCCGUUCUCUCCAGCUGAAGCUACGUGAUAUUGAAGUUGCCAAUGAUGACUAUGAGCGACAAGCGCGGAAUACCACCUCGUCCCUGGAGGACUUGGAAUCCAAGUAUAACAUGGCCAUUGAGCGUGGAGUACUGCUUGAGGAAGAGAUGAGGAAUGGCGACCUGGAGCGCGAGAGUCUACGGAUCGAUAACCAGCGCCUACGAGAUGAACUAUCUGAUCUCAAGGUUGAGGCCGAGAUUGUUCAGGAGAGACUGCGACACGCCGAAGGACAUGGGGGAUUUCGACGUCGAAAGCCCACCCCCUUGUACCGCAGCCCCUCGACCCCGCAGACCUUCGAAAUCUUCGACCGAUCGCCUGGCACAGCCACCUCUUCGCCCGUCUUCGCAACACCACCAGCAAAGUCAUCAUUGUCAUCCGCCACUGCAACUCCUCCAUCGCCGCCUAUCUCUGAGGCUUCGACCAACUUCCGCAAGUCCAUCAGUGCUACUCCUACGUUUCCUCGAACAAGAGUCGCGGGUGCAGAUGCCAUCAACUCUCGAACCCUGCAUCAAGCGCGGACACAACCCCGUCCAAUUCAUUCCAGAGCCUCAUCACUCGCCUAUAGCAAUGCUGGUCGCUCCACAACCUCCACAACCUCUCGCACCAGCAUGCCUCGAACGAACGCUCCACGUCCAUCGGGCCUGCCCAAAUCCGGGUCGUUGUACCAGAUUCGGGGACUAAUUGGCAAAAUGCAGAAGCUGGAAGAGCGAGUGCAGUCUGCCAAGUCAUUACUCCCCGCUCCUUCUGACACUUCAUCCCGUGGCUCUCCUCGUUCUGGAUCUGUUGUUAGCGACAGCCCAGUCCCGUCGACGGUCACUGUGCGAAGAAGUUCUCACAAGCGCUUGAGUGGGAGCAGUUAUGGCUCCUCGGUGCGAGACAGCGAAGGUACUACUCCGUCGUACGUUCGCCCGAAUAGUCGGACUAGCUUCUCGAGUCGAAGUUCGUUCAGUCAGAGCGUCCACUCUGGAGUACCUGUUCGCCCUGAAAGUCGACAAAGCCGCCCCGGUGCGAAAACCCCACUCGGGCAUUAUUCUACCAACCCUACUACCGAAAGCCGACGACCACGCUCUUCUCUGAGCAAUCAUAAUGGACAAACUCCUUCGGUGGGAAGUAUGUCUAAUAUCGAUGAGGACCGAGACGUCUCCAGUCCGACGACCCCGACCUCCCGCAUUCCGUUAGAUUUUCGACGACCAUCCGUCUCGGCUACCCCGGUAUUAAAGAAGCGCACCACUAGUGGCGUUUCGGCCAUCCCCACCCCCCGAAGCUUCAAGACCAGCAUCGGCCCGGGAACGAUGCCACCUCCGACCGACCGGAAGCAGAUGAAUGGGCUCGGUGAGACCUUUUAG
Messenger RNA from Penicillium verhagenii, 1704 nucleotides. It is a transcript of the gene nde1, whose product is annotated as nuclear distribution protein NudE. Gene Ontology annotation, biological process: mitotic centrosome separation; establishment of mitotic spindle orientation; centrosome localization. The record is from RefSeq and is a predicted model, not a curated record. The coding region runs from base 1 to 1704 and encodes 567 amino acids. The transcript is spliced from 2 exons. Lineage: Eukaryota; Fungi; Ascomycota; Eurotiomycetes; Eurotiales; Aspergillaceae. Gene Ontology annotation, cellular component: kinetochore; centrosome; kinesin complex. Gene Ontology annotation, molecular function: microtubule binding.